Messenger RNA from Scleropages formosus (Asian bonytongue), 5212 nucleotides. It is a transcript of the gene wbp1, whose product is annotated as WW domain binding protein 1. Bases 257 to 1105 code for a protein of 282 amino acids. The record is from RefSeq and is a predicted model, not a curated record. NCBI's taxonomy places the organism in Eukaryota, Metazoa, Chordata, Actinopteri, Osteoglossiformes, Osteoglossidae. The transcript has 4 exons.
CUUCUUUACUUCUCUCGUGUCGGUCUAUCACGCCCCCCGUCGGUCGCGCGCACUCACUUCUCUUGGGUGUCGCCGUGAACGCGCAUCCCGGCAGAACGGGCACAAAAUAAUGUAGGCUUAGCGAGCGAGGUAGCAGGCAAGCAUGUAAAAAGGGGCUACGGGUUUCUUUUAACGCGAAAUAACUCCGCUACACGGUUUCCUUUCAGUUCCUCAGCUAUAUGGUUUCCGUCGCGUCCUCGGCCAGCGACAAAGAGACAUGCCGCAAAAGACGCUGGCACACUUCGUCGGGCUGCUUUGCACUGGGACCUGUCUAGUGCAGGGAAAGGAGUUCUGUUUUGGGGUCGACAAAGAGCAGUAUCGCUGUGAGAUGGGAUACUGUUGCGGAGAGACCGAGUGCUGCACCUACUACUACGAACUGUGGUGGUUCUGGCUGGUCUGGACCCUUAUCAUCAUGCUGAGCUGCUGCUGCGCCUACCGCCACCGUCGGGUGAAGAUGCGGCUGCAGCAGGAGCAGCGGCAGCGGGAGAUCAGCCUGAUGGCUUAUCAAGGUGCCUCCAGCUCCUUCGUCUCUCCACCGCCCCUUGGCCUGCGAUUCUGGACAGACUGCAAGCUACCAGACUACGAGGAAGUGGUUGGUCACCCGCCGACCCCCCCUCCACCUUAUUCUGAGGCUCCUCCUGAAGUCUCUGCCACCAUUGUACAGCCCAUUUCACAUCCAGUGGUACCUGUUAUGCUGGAGUCUUCUCUAGAGGUUGGGCAAAGUAGAGAGGAGGCUGCAGAUUCACCAGGGGCUGGAAACAGUGCGGUGUCUCCUGGUCAAUCAGCACAGCCUGAGGCAGAGCUGGCUGAAGCUCCAUCCAUUGAAGAGCUAAGCACCCGCCGCAGACAUGUGACGGGCGACUCUGGGAUCGAGGUGUGUGUGUGUCAGGUGGAUGCCGGGGACAGCUCUGGACAGGAGGAGGAGGAAGAGGAAGAACGUCUGUGCCAGGGUACUGGAGGGGCAUGUUGCUCUGAGCGCGACACCAGCGGACACAGAAAACAAUCUUAUGACGCCCACCCCCCAGCUCCGGUGACCUCCAAUAACAGCGGAGACAGCCUAGUCUGAGAAACAAUGCAGCGUGGGGAAUUGAGGGAAUUGGGGCAAAGGCUCACUUGUCUCGUUGUCAACAUUAUUGUUAUAAAACCACAUCCAAACGUAUCAGGAAGAAAAGGAGAAGUGGAAUCCACAUCCUAGUUAUCCAGACAACCUCAAGUGGUUUCCUCAUGAUGGUAAUAAUGAUAAUGAUGACAACUGACAUUUUCUCGCUGUCCUCUUUUUUUUUUUUUUUUUUUUUUUUUUUUCUUCUUCUCCUAUGUGAAACAGAUGAAUCACAGAGAAGUUUUCCCCUCUUUCUGGUGUGGGGUGGGGGGUAACUUUGUGUUCACAUGUGAAGCUGAGGGUGUUUUCAUAUGAUGUUGCUUGGUUGUUUCUCAGCCCUGCUUCUGUGAUGAGCCCUUUCCCAAGGUUCACAGGCAUUUUAUCACUUUCUGGCUUAAGUUAAAGGCUGCAGCACACAGGACUCUUUGUGUGAAGAUAAGCUAUGAGAGAAGAUCGGUUUUAUGUCCUUGAUGAUCUUGUUAUGGGUGUCUGACUUUUUUUUUUUUUUUUGCACAGACAGUGAAAGUCUCUCUGCUGUGCAAGGUGAGAUUCAGUAGUUGACAGCUGUGAGCUAAUAUUGUCCCCACAAGAUGUUGUCUAUGGUGUAGGAACAAAUGAAAGAACAAUGUGUUCUUCACCAUAUUGCCUCAUUGGACUGUCAGUAGCCACACCCCUGCAGGUUUGAGGGGGGUGGACCAAAGCAAGGUAGGCGGAGCUAGACCAGCAGCAAUGCUGUUUGCUUCAGCCUGAGCAAAUGGAAGGCGAUAUCACCAGCGGGAUGCUGUCCUAAUGCUGUGGCUGCAAAACAGCAUCUAUAAAAAGAGUCUCAGUGACUGCAGGCAUACAAGGGCCGUGGUAAUAAAACGCUGUGUAAUUGGGGGGUGUGUGUGGGACGUCCCUUGAAAGAUGAGACAUGAUUCAUGUGGGAUGUUGGGCGCUGUUGCUGUGGUGGUAGUGACGUGCACUGAGUGAUUCAGGUUUGUUGGUAUUAGAAUCUCUGCUUUUACUGAUACCUGUUUAUUCAGCAAAAAAACAGGGGCACCAUUUUUGUGAUGUAAGAAUUUUGAAAGAUACGCCUUUUUUGUAUCAGUUUUGAUUUACACUCUUGCCCCAAGACCACUACUGUAGGAUGCACUGAGAAAUUGUGUUCAAGGGAACGGGUUCUGUGAGUUCUUACUGUGGCUUACCCCCCCUUAAUUUUAUUUCUGUGUACACCAUCAUUUCUAUUGUUUGUGUCUUAUUGGUAUCUGCUGUGUGCACUUCACACAGGUGGCAGAAAAGAUAUCCAGUACUAUUUCCUGCAGGUGUCCACAGCUUACACAGGUAAGCAGCUGCAGGAAUGAGGCUGAAGCUCAUGGCAACUCACUGCCACGUGCGUCAAACAAGUACCGGUAGUCGGGGAAGUUCUUAUGUCAAGGAAAGUUAAUAAAAUAUAUCUAGCACAACAACAUUCAGCUUUAUGACAAGAUGUCUAGUAGAUUUUUUCCAAUGGAAACGGUCUCCAACAGUGUGCUAUUGUGCAUAUCCCUCCUGAUGAAGUGAGGAGUGAUCUGGCUUAGAUUCAGCCAUGUUGUAGUGUGGUUGUCAAUGUAUGGGGUUAAAACGGUAUUUGAUUUAAUGUAGCGAGACGCUGGAUGUUUUUCCCGCUGUAGGUGUUUUCUUUUUUUAAAGAGAAAACCUCCUUUCCUCUCAAUUUCUAAAAAUUGGAUGCCAAGAAAGUUAAUAAUGGAGGGGAUGUUCUUGUGUAAAAUUAAUGGAUACUGGAUUGCUCUUGCUGGUCUUUUUGAUCAUUAACACCCGUUAGAAAUGGAAGUAUUUGAAUUUUGGGUUUCUAGAUAUAAAAUGGUUGUGCCAUGGAAAGUACAAAUGGUAAAGAAAUGUAGGUAGGGAAACACUUGAUGACAAAUGUAAAUACAACUGCAUGCUGUGUGCAAAAGUUUUGUGUGGGGUUUUUUUUUUCUUUUUUUUUUUUUUCUUCCCCCUCCCCAAAAUAUUUCCUUUAAUCUUGUGUUCCACUGGCCAGGCCAUAUCUGGUUUUACCGUGUUUACGAAAUGAAAAAGGGCUAAUAAACACAGAGACAUUUGUAAGUGUUGGGCAUUGCAUUUGCAUUCUGUAGCCACAGCUGAAUACCAAUAUAAUUUACAGCUCUGUAAUUUAAUAGUCAGUUUUAAAAAAAAUUUUUUUUUUCCUCCAGUGGAUUUUCUCUAAGUGGUCAGGUGUGGCCAGCAGGUCAUAAAUACCCUUAUCCCAUGUUCAGGCAGAUGAGUCACCUCUCGCCCGUGCUCGUAUGCUGGGUGAUGAAGCCUUAACCCCACACUCAGCACAUUCCAGUUCCACCAUGUCAGUGUGGAGAUAUGGGAUGGAAGUGUGAGCAACCAGGAGCCGCUCAUAGUGUGCUCAUGCUGACGAGGGCCACCAUGGUCCUCCUGGCAUCACAACUUCAUCUCGUGGGAAAAUCCUCUGUCCAUUCUGUGUUCAUCUGGGUGACACUUUUUCCUUUCUUGCUGUUAGUCUAUUAAGAACAAACUCACGGUUAUUCAUUUGUAACAUCUUUCUGCUUGUGUAAGCUGUCCUCUAAAGGAAGCGCGAAGCACAAGUACUCUCUCGGCAGGCGUUUUUCCUCUGUCUGCACAAUGCUUGACCUGGAUAGAGAUGGGCUGUACUGUUGUUUGAGUAAUGGAUGCAUUAAUCCUAUGGCUUAAUUAAGUUAACCUGGUACACAUGUCAUUUUUUUCUUUAUUAAAUGCCAUUGUUUUCAUAUUCCUUGCAUACAAGGCACCCAUUUUUGUAGAUUGUAUAUAUAAAAGUAUCCCCCACAUUCUCUGUGCUUCAUUAUUUCGUGGGCUUGCCCUAUAUUUAAACCAGCUGAUGUUUUUAUUUUGAUUCUGCACCCUGGCUCUGGAAAAUUGUAUGCAUUUUCUUGAUCAUAAGUUUGUUUACAUGAUUCUGUUUAUUUUAAACAUGUUAUGUAAGGUGUAAUUCAAGGAAGCGAAAACAAAUAUUGCCAUGUCACUCUGCACAGAGCAGCUUAGUAAAUCAGUCUGUGGUGGAGAUACUCUGACAGGUUGCUGAUGUUAGGCUGAGAGGUCUCUCCUCUGCAGAGCACUUGUCCAUGUUGGGUUCAGAGUGCCUCUGUUUUAUGCUUUUGGGCUCUUUUGAGAAGUUCUUCACAUGUAAUGCACCCUGUUUCUGAGGAUGUGGUAGCACUUGUACCUUUGGCAUGAAAGCCCUGUAUACCAAACUUGUCCAAAUGCAUCCUCAGAGCUCGAGGUAUGUUCUUGUUUGUAUGUGAAUUGAUGCCUGUUCAAUCACUUUCGUUCUUGUGCAUUUCAUAACUCCUCUGUGUUUGACAUGUCUGGGCUGCAUUUGGGGGGGGGGUUGAACAGUCCCAUCUAUAUUCUCUCAACUGCUUAUUUGUCCCCCCCCCCCCCAUCCAAAUACUUGUGUCUUUGGGGUGUGCCUGUUAGGAGCACCCUGCACCUCUGGACUCUUUCUCUAACAAUUACCAAUCCAUCCUCCUCUCCUAAUUCUACCUCUGGACCUUAGCCACACCCCAUAUGCCCCUAGUACUGUACUAUCCUACUAGGCUAUGCAAAAAUGUAACCCACUGGUAUAUGCUGCAAUAAUAUAUCCUUUGUAAUGGUUUGCUUUAGUAUUCAGUACUAGCAAUAUUCUCCAUACAUGCUGCACUGUGUCCUAGAGGGGUGCUUUUUUUGUUGUUGUUGUUGCUGGAGAACAAUGUGUUGUUGCCAUAUUACUUCAUGUCUGUAAAUACUUAUUUAUCUCAUGUUACCUCCAGGGGCAAAAAAUGGCAAAGCCAUCAUGUAGGGUGGUUUUUCCUGCAAAAAGUUUUUGUUGAGAGUUGAAUCAGAAAAUGUUGCAGAUGGUUAUUGGUUGUCAUCACCAGCUCACAGAAUGCAAUGGGUCAUGCUCAAAUUUAAAAUGUUUUGUGGAACCACAUUUUGGUACAUAGUGGGUUUUUUCAACACGACUGACAAUAAUAUCCAGGACUUAAUGCCAAAUAUCUUUUGCAUUUACACAUUUAUGACAAAUAAAAAUUUCAUUCACACUGA